This is a messenger RNA of Cylas formicarius (sweet potato weevil), 2045 nucleotides long. Its product is annotated as adipocyte plasma membrane-associated protein Hemomucin-like. The coding region runs from base 48 to 1847 and encodes 599 amino acids. The transcript has 7 exons. Gene Ontology annotation, biological process: biosynthetic process. The record is from RefSeq and is a predicted model, not a curated record. Lineage: Eukaryota; Metazoa; Arthropoda; Insecta; Coleoptera; Brentidae. Gene Ontology annotation, molecular function: strictosidine synthase activity.
GUUAUUUUCUUGUUUUUUUAUAAUUUAAUUCUUUUGUAAAUAUAAAAAUGGGAGUGAGAGGUAUCAUCAGUUUUCUGUUUCGACGAAGUCUUGAAAUUGCGGUUGUAGUGGCGUUAAUAGGAUUAUUUCCCAGACUUCCUCCAUUUGUUAAUAUUAAGGAACCUUUUAGGGUUGCCCCUUUACUUCCUUUUGAAGGAAAAUUAGCACUGAAGGAAUCUUUUGGUGAUGUUGAAAUCUUGCACAAAGGUGAAUUUGUUGGUCCUGAGUCAUUCGCAGAGCUAGGUGGUGAAUUAUAUACUACAAUUCACGGGGGUGAUAUUGUAAAAUUAAGUGGAAAUCAUAUCACCCCUAUAACAAAAUUUGGCAAGCCUUGCAAAGGACUUUAUGAGGAAGCCAUAUGUGGUAGGCCUUUAGGGAUUGAUGUUGAUAAAAAUGGUUAUUUGUAUGCAGCUGACGCUUACUAUGGUUUAUUUAAGGUUGACAUAAAAACGGGUGGUAAAGAACAGAUAGUAAGCCCAUUACAAGAAAUAAAUGGCAAAACUCCAAAGUUGUUUAAUAGUGUUGCUGUAGCUAGCAAUGGUGAUAUUUAUUGGAGUGACUCCUCAUCAGAUUUUAAGUUGGAGAAUGGCAUUUAUGUUUUGUUGGCAGAUCCCAGCGGAAGAUUAAUUCGUUAUGAUGCGAAAACCAAACAGAAUACUGUUUUGAUUGACAAUAUUCAUUUUGCAAAUGGGGUUUCACUGUCUGAUGAUGAAGAAUUUAUCCUGAUCGCCGAAACGGCCCGCAGCCGUAUUCAUCGUUAUUAUUUGAAGGGUCCAAAAAAAGGUACUCACGACAUAUUUAUUGAUGGUUUGCCUGGUGUACCAGAUAAUAUUACACCAGACGGCAAAGGUGGAUUUUUGGUUCCUCUGAUUUUUGGAAUUGACAGUCAAUAUCCAGCACUAUACCAAACGGCGGGACCCUUACCGUGGAUAAGAAAAUUGGUAGCAAGAUUUAUGGCAAUAACAGAAUAUUUAAUCGAUACAUUAAAUCAGGCUUACCCAACAGAGUUUGGCUUUAAAUGCGUUCACUUUAUUGGACAUUUUGCGUCGAUACCGCUAGCGUUGCAGAAUCCUAGGAUGACCAUAUUAAGGCUUAAUAAAAACGGUGAAAUUAUUGACAGCAUUCACAGUUUAAAUCGAAAAAUUCAAGCUAUAUCUGAAGCUUACAUUUUUCAUGACAUGCUUUAUCUGGGUUCUCCGUUUAAUGAUUAUAUAGGACGUAUACCCUUAUCGAAAGUGGGAUGGGAUAAUUUGAAGGUUGAAAAAAUAAAGAAGGCACCUCCAACCGCAACAGUCAGCGAGACGAAUACCCCUGAACCAGUGAAAAGAUCUGAGACAAUAAAAACAACUCAAAAACCAACAAUUUCCAAAUCAACUCAAGCGCCAACAACUACUGCCAAACCACCUGCAAGUACAACUCAAAAAUCAACAACUUCCAAACCAACUGAACCAUCAUCAACUGCAAAACCGCCUACAACUAAAACCAGCGCCCCAACAACUGCCAAACUACCUACAACUACAACUAGCGCCCCAACAACUGCCAAACUACCUACAACUACAACUAAAGCACCAACUGCAAAACCACCUACCCCUUCUGCUGGGACCUCCCAAAUUAACACUACUGCAAAGCCGGUAGGAACUACUGAUACCAAAACAACUAUCAGUCCUAAGUCCAGCCAAACGUCUACCAAAAAUACGGAAUCUAGUCGCACAACAGACAAAUCGGACCCGCCUAACCGAGAAACAAGUCAGAAAUCUCCAAGUCAAAGUUCUUCACAGCAACAACAAAGAGUAAAACAAUUUGAUUGAGAAAAUUUCAACAUGUCCGAAAGAUCUUUGCUUUGGUUUUUUAUAUAUUCCAAUAUUCAUUCAAGUUAAAUGAAAAAUCAGAAAUCCAAUUGCUUAGGCUAUGAAAUCUAUAAUGCUCUCCCAUUAUGAUUUUUUGUAACUUUUUUUGUAACUAGAUUCUCAGAAAUAAAAGACAGAAAUUAUUGUCUGGAUGUCAUC